Messenger RNA from Pteronotus mesoamericanus, 3348 nucleotides. RefSeq names its product tropomodulin 2 (gene TMOD2). The coding region runs from base 187 to 1242 and encodes 351 amino acids. The record is from RefSeq and is a predicted model, not a curated record. Gene Ontology annotation, molecular function: tropomyosin binding. The transcript is spliced from 10 exons. Gene Ontology annotation, cellular component: cytoskeleton; myofibril; striated muscle thin filament. Lineage: Eukaryota; Metazoa; Chordata; Mammalia; Chiroptera; Mormoopidae. Gene Ontology annotation, biological process: pointed-end actin filament capping; actin filament organization; muscle contraction.
CCUGUUGAUCGCCGCGCUCGCCGGGCUACGGCGCCGCCCCUGCUCGUGGCCCCGCUACCUGGGGCUGAGGGACUGACGGCUCGCACCGCCUGCGACGGGAUGGGCGCACUGACGGGAGUAUUCUGAAGUCUCAGGAAGCUGGUCCGUUAAAUGUUCAUGGCCCAUGAGGAAGGCAUAUGAGAAACCAUGGCUCUCCCUUUUCAAAAAGAGUUGGAGAAAUACAAGAACAUUGAUGAAGACGAGCUUCUUGGCAAACUCUCAGAAGAGGAACUGAAACACUUGGAAAAUGUUCUUGAUGACCUAGAUCCCGAGAGUGCCCUGCUACCAGCUGGAUUCCGACAGAAAGACCAGACCCAGAAAGCAGCCACCGGCCCAUUUGAUCGCGAGCAUCUCCUCAUGUAUCUGGAGAAGGAGGCUUUAGAACAGAAAGACAGGGAAGACUUUGUGCCCUUCACUGGAGAAAAGAAAGGGAGAGUCUUUAUCCCCAAAGAAAAGCCUGUAGAAACUCAUAAAGAAGAGAAGGUGACCCUUGACCCAGAACUGGAAGAAGCUUUGGCCAGUGCCUCCGACACUGAACUCUACGAUCUCGCAGCUGUUCUUGGAGUACACAAUUUGCUCAACAAUCCAAAGUUUGAUGAAGAAACAUCCAACUCUAAAGGUGGCAAAGGGCCUGUGAGAAAUGUGGUCAAAGGUGAAAAGGUCAAGCCUAUAUUUGAGGAACCACCCAACCCCACAAAUGUGGAAGUAAGUCUGCAGCAGAUGAAAGCCAAUGAUCCCAGUCUCCAAGAAGUCAAUCUCAACAACAUUAAGAACAUUCCAAUUCCAACCCUGAAGGAAUUUGCAAAAGCUUUGGAGACCAACACUCAUGUAAAGAAGUUCAGCCUGGCUGCGACCCGCAGCAAUGACCCUGUGGCAAUUGCUUUUGCAGAUAUGCUGAAAGUAAACAAGACCUUGAAAAGUCUAAACAUAGAAUCCAAUUUUAUAACUGGAACUGGGAUCCUGGCCCUGGUAGAGGCACUAAGAGAAAAUGACACCUUGACGGAAAUCAAGAUUGACAACCAGAGACAGCAGUUGGGAACAGCUGUAGAGAUGGAAAUUGCCCAGAUGCUCGAGGAGAAUUCAAGGAUCCUCAAAUUUGGAUAUCAGUUUACCAAGCAAGGGCCACGAACAAGGGUGGCAGCUGCCAUCACAAAGAAUAAUGACCUGGUUCGUAAAAAGCGAGUUGAAGGAGACCGAAGGUAAAUUUCUACAAGAGGUGACGUUUUUACCACGGCAGCCAUUUAAAAACGAACAAAAACUCUUCUCCUUCCCCAUCGGGACUAUUUUAUCAAAGGUUCACUUUCGUUAACCACACAACUAAUAAUUUAAUUGUAUUCUUUUUUAGCACUCCUUAUUUAUCUUGAAUUUUUUAAUAUAUACAGUCGUUUUAUUUGCUCAUGGGCACUCUGGCAAGUUGCACCAGUGGACAUACACAGAUCUUUAGUGGAUGACAACAAUCGAAAAUAACCACUUUCAUAUUGGGUUGUCUUGCUUUGUUGUAUACCCUUUUUUUUUUAACCAUUGAAAGGAAUUUAGUAUUAUCAGUAUGUUUGUAACUGUGAUUAUGAUAGAAGCCUAUCUCUGUUUACAUGCAUGGCUUUGAGUUAGGCUAAGUACAUCAGAAGUAUUCUGCUGACCACAUAAGAAGUUAGUAUUGCCAAUCUUUCACUGGAUGAGAAAAUGUGACCCGACUUAGCGUAAGUUCUCUCAUAGUUCCAGAAAUAUGCACAUGCGCCCACUGCUCAGAGAUCAGUGGUGUCAUCUUCAUAAAAACAAGACAGCAUUAUGAUACUUUAACACAGCCUUAUUGAAUAAGUAAAUAAAAUGAUUAUUAGCCCACAAAUACAGUGUCCAUCCGGACUCAACGCGUAGCAAAAUGAACUGGCACAACUACCUUUACUGAUUUUUUAACAUAAAUUCAAUCUUUAACAUGACUCUCUGAUGAAUAACUUUUCACAAAGCUGUUUUAAAGUUUUCCAGACACGAUGGUUUAUUUUUAAGUUUUAGUAAGAGGGAGGUUUUUAUAACAGUACACACCCAAAUAGAACAAUAAUAAUUGCACCUUAAUUAAGGUUGUCUGAUAACACACGACUGCAUUACUUUAGCAAAUUUUAGAAGCACUUACUGCUUUUUCUCUGGUGUAGCAAGAUCACAGGAUGAAGUGUGAACAUUCAAGUUAAUUAUACAGAUUUUUGUCUACGUGGCAUGAUCCAUCCAGACACUUGCAAACGUCAGGAAAACGUGAAUUAUCACUUACCCAGAUGUUUGUCCUCUCAAGAACAUAAGCUGUGAAAGCACAACUGAGAUGAUUGCAUGACAGGAAGCAUUAAUCUGCCAACGCAGCAGUGCAACCUGUAAUGCUGAACUAAGGGAACAGGUCUUUGAUAACUUAGUGCCCAAGGCUGUAACUGGUGGCACUCUGACAAGUAGCUUACUCCCUUCUCCCCUCCCUUCCUUCCAGCUCAUACUCUUUUUUUCUCCUCUCUGUAAUUUGAGCCUUGUUAAGGUUGGCAUUCCUUGUGCUGGUAACACCUGGAGCUAAAGAGGUUGCUGGUUCUGGCAGAACGUGGGUCCAGUCCAGGAUUUGUUUAAUAAUUGAGCGUUCCUGAGUUGCUUGAGAGCAGUAAAAAUCAGUCAGUGUAAAAUAAUUCAUGUAUUAUUCUAGUUAGUUUGUAAAGCACAUGAAAACCUUUUAGGAUAGAUAGGCUUUAUGAAAUUAGACAUUUACCUCUAUUUUAAAUACAUCUGUAGCUCUAAAAUCCUUUGAAACAUCUCAUUUUCUUGAGAACAUUUUACAUUUUUUUGAGGGACUAAUGAGCAGAACAUGUUGACAUUUUUAGAACCCUAAAAAGUCUAGUUUUUACUACAUCUCCCUAACAAAAGAAAGAAAGAAAGAAAGAAAGAAAGUGCAGUAAAUAUUAUUUAAUGGUUUUCAGUCUGAUUUUUUCCUUCCCUCUUACUUAGGUGUGGAAUAUUGGAGCCAACUUAUACAGGCUUACUGAGUAUUAAAUUUUCAAGAAUUUUGCAAACUGUUAAACAUAGCCAUUUUUAAAAAUUAAAUGACAUGCACUUAGAAUUAAAUAAGUUAUAUUAAAAACAAAAGUAGCGCUCAAUACAUUUUGCUAUUUUCUAGGCUCUUAAAAGUAUUUGCAUCUUUUGUGUCUGUGUGGCAGACAUACUAUGUAAUGGUUUGUGAGUUACAUCUCUUCUGAACUCAAAAGUCAGUACUUCUUGCUGGUAGUUUGGAAUUGGCCAUGGUGGGAAUAUUUAUACCAAGGAAAUUAGCAAAUAUUAGAAAUCAGAGUUAUU